GCGGGCAGUCGGGCGAGGCUCUGAGACCACACCCAGGAACUGCCCGUCCCGCGUUUUCGCGACCUCAGCGGGAGUUUUGCUGCCAUUAUCUAGAAAGAAUCCACGAAUGAAUGACCCGCCCACCAGGAUGGGGGCACUCGGGGCCCACCGAGCUGCUAAUUUCACAGACCACCCCUACAGCCUAGGGCGAUCCCUAGGGCUUUCUCGGUCCUUUGAGGGUGAGGUGGGGCGCAGUGCCCCGCUGGCCGCAGGCACCCCGAAUUCCACAGCGGCCGAGGCGAGCGAAAGCUGGAGUGACGCCCUCGAGGACUGCGGAUCCAGAAAGAACCCGAGCCGUGAGUCCUGGGUCAGAGACAAAGUGCUGUUUCUUUUGCACCCAGAGAGGUGCUUGGGGACUGAAAAGGGCCCUACUGGGGAGGAGAUGGCCGGCGGGGAGCACGUUUCCCAGAUGGAAGGAGACGAUUGGGAGUCGGAGUGUGGGUCCCCUCUCUGUCCACGAAGACGGCGAAAUUCUGGUACCCGAGCAGAGGCUGCCGCUGGAGCCCCGCCGCGGGACCCCGCAGCCCCACCCAAAUCCGUGCUGGUGCGGGUCGUGGAUUAUCAGGUGACACAAGAAGUGCUGCAGACCGCGUGGACGAACAGUCAAAUGACCACACGGACUGAGGAGCGUUCCAUGACCGCGAUCACUUUUCGGACAAACAGAGAGUGAUGCAGGUUGUGGGGCGCCGGGGACCCCUGGAGAACCCCGGACUCCGGGCCCAGAAGAGAGGCGCUCAGUUUUCGCGCUGCAGAGGGGCAUCGUUUUCGCCGUUUCCAAGGAAUUGAUUCCCCGAGGAUAUUACACCGAAAAUUGGAGCCGCGGGAAGAUUCCUGGCUGCUGAAUGAAAAUGUUCUUCCGGGAAUUCCAACCUGUAAUUAACCAAAAGCAAGACGCUUUAAAGAAACUGGCUCUGUGUUUCUGGGGCAGAUGGCACCCAAUACAAACUGAGGAAUUCUAAGCAACAUAAUACCUCCUUUAUGGCUUAAAUACUGUGAUGGCCUGGGACCUAUGUCAAUCAAAGGAAGAGAAGAAAAGGUAUUUUUCUAAUUGGCAGAAUGUGGGAAUUUUGGAAUUGGAAAACAGUUGUUAAUUCUUAUUUUGCAAUACCUACUGACUGCUUCGCCGCCUCCCCCUUUCUCUUUAAGACCUAAAAGCAAAAAUGAAGUUUGAGAUCUGCUCUCUGCUCAGGGAGUUAGGUGUAAAGGGAGAGGCUUGUUUUAAAAGCUGAAAAAGAAAUGUAGACAAUUAAAAUUAAA
Condylura cristata (star-nosed mole) is the source of this 1296-nucleotide messenger RNA. It is a transcript of the gene CUNH6orf141, whose product is annotated as chromosome unknown open reading frame, human C6orf141. The record is from RefSeq and is a predicted model, not a curated record. NCBI's taxonomy places the organism in Eukaryota, Metazoa, Chordata, Mammalia, Eulipotyphla, Talpidae. The transcript has a single exon. Bases 107 to 709 code for a protein of 200 amino acids.